Molecule: messenger RNA, 1242 nt
Organism: Acytostelium subglobosum LB1
Lineage: Eukaryota; Evosea; Eumycetozoa; Acytosteliales; Acytosteliaceae
Exons: 4
Coding region: 1-1242 (413 amino acids)
Biological process (GO): intracellular magnesium ion homeostasis; magnesium ion transmembrane transport
Cellular component (GO): membrane
Molecular function (GO): magnesium ion transmembrane transporter activity
Source: RefSeq, a predicted model, not a curated record
AUGUUUGUAGGGUAUCCAUCACAAAGAUCAUCAUCAUAUUAUAUUGAUAAUGAACCAUUACUUACUAAUGGCAAGCAUAUAGUACUGUCAAUGACCUCUACACAUAGAAGUAGAUCAUUAACAUAUGAUGAGUUGAUGGUGUUCUUAAAGGAUAGAGCUGAUAAGGAUAUUGCUAAUUUGAAGGAUUGUUGGAUUGAUUGUCAAGCAUUGGAUGAGAAGGAGAUCAAUGAUAUUUGUAAUGAACUUGGUGUACACUACCUCACAAAGAAGGACAUCAUAAGUCAGACAACAAGAGAGAAGUGCGAGUUCUUUAACAAUCAUGUAUUUGUUGUUGUAAAUGAGAUACAUUAUGAAGAGUCAUCGAAUAACUUGGUUAAUGGACGACUUAAUCUAAUAUUGUUCCCAAAGAUGAUGUUGACCAUACAUGUUCGUCCACUGAUCAGUACCAAACAAGUUCUUCGAAUGAUUAGUUACUCCCCAACAUCAAAGUUUGUCCAUACUCCCAAGCUAGGUGGCAGCAGUAGAACAAGCACAAGCACGACCAGCACGACAAGCACUACCAACACCAAAGGCACAAGCCUAUCAGUACCAACGUCAAAUGACCCGGGCUCGCCACAAGUCAACUCAUUGCCAUCAGCACCAUUCAUACUUUACUCAUACUUGGAUGUGAUCGUGGACAUCUACACUGAUCUGGUGGAUAAGAUCAUGUAUGAGAUUAGAUCGUUGGACGACAUUGUGAUGGUUCUGUCCGGUAUGCGACAGGAGGAGUUGAACAUGCGACUGGGCCUGGCCAGUAAGCGCGUCACCAACCUGAACAAUGGUGUCUUUGGCAAGAGUGACAUCAUCUCGGUGUUGCUGCGCGUGGACGAGCGAUUCAUACCAAAGAGCACGCUGCGAUAUCUGCGCAAUGUACAAGAUCACACCGUGCGUCUGCUUCAAAAGUUGACGCUGUCUCAGAAGCUCUUGAGCAACUUGAACAACAUAUAUAUGGCACGCGUCUCCCUUGAGGUCAGCAACUCUAGCAACAACAUCGAUAAGAGCAUGAGGAAGUUCACUGCGAUCAGCACCAUCUUUACACCAGUCACACUGAUUGCCGCCAUCAUGGGAAUGAACGUUCGCUACCCUGGUAUCUAUGGUGAGCCUGGUGGCGACAACUUCUACACAUUCAUUGGCGUCCUAUCCUUCAUGGCAUUGUUUGCAACAAUCAUUGCACUACUAUUCAAGAGAUAUGGAUGGCUUUGA